Messenger RNA from Syngnathus typhle (broad-nosed pipefish), 2531 nucleotides. RefSeq names its product coactivator-associated arginine methyltransferase 1 (gene carm1). Lineage: Eukaryota; Metazoa; Chordata; Actinopteri; Syngnathiformes; Syngnathidae. Gene Ontology annotation, molecular function: protein-arginine N-methyltransferase activity. The record is from RefSeq and is a predicted model, not a curated record. The coding region runs from base 34 to 1767 and encodes 577 amino acids. Gene Ontology annotation, biological process: peptidyl-arginine methylation. The transcript has 16 exons.
GACCUGCCUGACCUGUACACUUUCAGAUUGAAAAUGGCGGUCUCGGUGUUUCCCGGCGUACGGCUGCUGACUAUCGGAGACGCAAAUGGAGAAAUACAGCGACACUCAGAACAGCAACCAUUGCGUUUGGAAGUAAAAACCACACAGGAGACUGCAUUACUCAACCUCUCUAAUGGAGAGGACGCAAGUAUCUUCAAGUGUUCAGUUUCUAAGGAGACGGAAUGCAGCAGAGUGGGGAAGCAGUCGUUCAUUAUCACACUGGGCUGCAACAGUGUCCUAAUUCAGUUUUCCUCACCUGCAGACUUUCAGUCCUUUUAUAACGUCUUGAAGAAUUGUCGGGGCCAUCUUUGUGAGCGGUCAGUCUUCAGUGACAGAACAGAGGAAUCAUCUGCCAUACAGUACUUCCAGUUUUAUGGAUACCUCUCGCAACAACAGAAUAUGAUGCAGGACUAUGUGCGCACAGGGACUUACCAACGGGCCAUUUUGCAGAACCACGCCGACUUUGAGGACAAGAUUGUGCUGGAUGUUGGAUGUGGCUCUGGGAUCCUGUCUUUCUUUGCGGCCCAGGCAGGAGCAAAGAAGGUCUAUGCUGUGGAAGCAAGUACAAUGGCUCAGCAUGCUGAGGUGCUGGUUAACAGUAACCAUCUUGGGGACCAUGUAAUUGUUGUACCAGGAAAGGUGGAGGAGGUGACACUCCCUGAACAAGUGGACAUCAUCAUAUCAGAGCCCAUGGGCUAUAUGCUUUUUAAUGAGCGGAUGCUGGAGAGCUACUUGCAUGCCAAGAAGUUCCUUAAACCCAAUGGUAAAAUGUUCCCGACCAUUGGGGAUGUUCACCUGGCACCUUUCACAGAUGAGCAACUAUACAUGGAGCAGUUCACAAAAGCUAAUUUUUGGUACCAGCCCUCUUUCCAUGGUGUAGAUCUCUCUGCGCUGCGGGGUGCAGCAGUGGAUGAAUAUUUCCGCCAGCCAAUCGUGGACACGUUUGAUAUCCGUAUCUUGAUGGCAAAGUCAGUCAAAUACACAGUCAAUUUUCUGGAGGCGAAAGAAGAGGAUCUUUACAGGAUAGAGAUCCCCUUUAAGUUCCACAUGAUGCACUCGGGCCUUGUACACGGUCUGGCUUUCUGGUUUGACGUGGCAUUCAUAGGAUCAGUGACGACAGUGUGGCUGUCCACUGCACCUACAGAACCUCUUACUCACUGGUAUCAGGUACGCUGUUUGCUGCAGUCUCCUUUGUUCACAAAGGCUGGGGAUACACUGUCCGGGACUGCAAUACUAGUGGCCAACAAAAGACAAAGUUAUGACAUCAGUAUUGCUGCCCAGGUGGACCAGACUGGAUCAAAGUCCAGCAACCUCUUGGAUUUAAAGAACCCAUUUUUUAGGUACACGGGUACCACCCCAAAUCCACCUCCUGGGUCGCAUUACACCUCCCCCUCUGAGAAUAUCUGGAAUACAGGAAUAUCCUACAGCAUGAGUCAAGGUAUGUCCACAUCAGGUCUUAACAUGGUACAGCCCAAGUUUGAAGUCAAUCGGGUGAACCAGCUAGGACAAGGGUACAAAGUGAACACAGGUAUUGUGAACCACACCCACUCCAGGAUGGGCUCCAUCAUGAGCACAGGAAUUGUCCAGGGGGCUGCAGCAGGCCAAUCAGGUCCCAGUAGCAGUGGUAAUUACUAUCCAGUCACCAACCAGUUUACCAUGGGGGGUGCUGCUAUUUCUAUGGCUUCGCCCAUGGUCAUCCCCAGCAACACAAUGCAUUAUGGCAGUUAAGAUGAAGACUUUGCAAAGACCCCUUUAACUUGCCCCACUCUGCAUGACGGACUUCCCAGUACAAAAAAAAAAUAAGAAAAGAAAAAAACUGCCGCUGCCUCUUCUGAAUUCUAACCGACCCAUGGACUACAGCCGAUACCAAAACCAGUGCUCUUCUGGCACUUUGUUCAACAUCUUCAUUUUGUUACUGUCUGUCCGUUAUUGUACAUCCCACUUUUAUCCGUCCAAGCUCAUUUUAAAAUAUAGAUUCCCAAGGCCCUUGCACACCAAUGAAUUGCUGAGCCGCAGCAAGUUUUUGUCACCUCCGACUCUUUAUUUCUCUUUUUUUAUUUUUAUUAAUGUCGUGAAUUUUUUGUUUCUCAUGUUAUCAAAAGAAAGCUCUACACCAGCUGCCAGAUGGAGUCGUACUCCCAGUCCUUCAUAACAUCAUGAUCAAUGCUUUCUUUCUUUUUUUGGGGGGAGGGGGUUGCUCUUUACAUCAUGUCAUGUCAAACAAAAAAAAUAGUGAGGAAAAAGAAAAACAUUUGCACCAUAACCUCAACUUCGGUGUAUAUGUAUACAAGGAAACUUAUAUCCUGAAGUGUAAUAGAAUUUUUCUUUGGCAAUCCAAACCUUUGUAUGAACCAUUUCUUUUUUGAUCAUUACCUGAGUAUAGGUUAUUGAUGUGUUUUUGUUGCAGUCUUUCAUAAAAUAGAUGGAGCCCACAAUGAAUGAACCGUUUGUUAACGUGUAUGCUGAGCCAUGACAUAAAUAUGCACCUCUUA